Messenger RNA from Schizosaccharomyces osmophilus, 1188 nucleotides. It is a transcript of the gene wrs1, whose product is annotated as cytoplasmic tryptophan-tRNA ligase Wrs1. Gene Ontology annotation, cellular component: cytoplasm. The record is from RefSeq and is a predicted model, not a curated record. Gene Ontology annotation, biological process: tryptophanyl-tRNA aminoacylation. Bases 1 to 1188 code for a protein of 395 amino acids. NCBI's taxonomy places the organism in Eukaryota, Fungi, Ascomycota, Schizosaccharomycetes, Schizosaccharomycetales, Schizosaccharomycetaceae. Gene Ontology annotation, molecular function: ATP binding; tryptophan-tRNA ligase activity. The transcript has a single exon.
AUGUCGGGUCAGGAACAAAUAGUGACACCCUGGGAUGUUCAAGGAUCGAUUGUUGAUGGUGAAGAAGUGGGCAUCGACUACGAUCACUUAAUUAAGCAAUUUGGUACUCGAAGAAUUACUGAUGAGCAACUUGAAAGAUUUGAAAAGUUAACUGGCCAUAAGCCUCAUAUGUUAUUGAGAAGAGGCCUUUUCUUUUCUCAUCGCGAUUUUGAUUACAUUUUGGAACGUUAUGAACAGAAAAAGCCUUUCUACUUGUAUACUGGUCGAGGACCUAGCAGCGACAGUAUGCACCUUGGACACUUGAUUCCUUUCUUAUUUUGUAAAUGGCUUCAAGAUGUUUUCCAAGUUCCUAUUGUCAUUCAAAUGACUGACGACGAGAAGUUUCUGUUCAAACAAAAUUUGACCCUUGAGGAAUGUCAGCGUUUCGCUCGCGAAAAUGCCAAGGAUAUCAUCGCAUGCGGAUUUGACCCAAAAAAGACUCUCAUUUUUGCCAACACUCAAUAUGUUGGUGGUGCUUUCUAUCAAAACGUUGUUCGGAUUUCAAAGUGCAUCACUGCGAACCAAGCUAAAUCUUGCUUUGGCUUCAACGAUAGUGAUUCUAUUGGAAAAUUGCAUUUUGCUUCAAUUCAAGCAGCUCCUAGCUUUAGUAGCUCUUUCCCUAACAUUUUCAACGGUGCCAAGGAUGUUCCCUGUUUGAUUCCUUGCGCUAUUGAUCAAGAUCCUUACUUCCGUCUCACUCGUGAUGUCUCAGCUCGCCUGAAAUUUAAGAAGCCUGCCUUACUUCACAGUAGAUUCUUCCCUGCUCUUCAAGGUCCUCAGUCUAAAAUGAGUGCUAGUAAGGACAGUUCUGCCAUUUUUAUGACGGAUACUCCCAAUAAAAUCAAGAAUAAAGUUAACAAAUACGCGUUUUCUGGUGGUGGUGCUACUGUCGAAAUCCACCGUGAAAAGGGUGGAAAUCCCGAUGUUGAUGUUGCUUAUCAAUAUCUGUCUUUCUUCCUUGAUGAUGAUACAAAACUUCAAGAGCUUCGUGAUAGUUACAAGUCUGGUACUCUUCUUACCGGCCAACUAAAAGCUGAAUGCAUUAAAAUUCUUCAAGAGGUUGUAGGUAACUUCCAGGAAGCUAGAGGAAAGGUUGACGAAGCUACCUUGAAUCUUUUCAUGGAUGGAUCUCGAAAACUAGAGUGGUAA